Messenger RNA from Notothenia coriiceps (black rockcod), 2339 nucleotides. RefSeq names its product midasin-like. The transcript is spliced from 4 exons. The record is from RefSeq and is a predicted model, not a curated record. The coding region runs from base 81 to 2339 and encodes 752 amino acids. NCBI's taxonomy places the organism in Eukaryota, Metazoa, Chordata, Actinopteri, Perciformes, Nototheniidae.
GGGAGGAUAGGGCCGUUGUUUGAGUGCUAUUGUAUCCCACCACCCUGCUCAGGACAUCAGGGUCAAACCAAUAACAAUGCAUGGCCAGUAAGCGGCCACUCAUGGCUCAUAGGAAGAGGCCGGGGACCAGCGUAGUGAACGGCAUGGCUGCCCCAGGACCUGCCUCUUGCCCCACUCCUCGUCCUACAGAGUCAUGUGAUCUGAAAGCCAUUCCCCCUCGCCAACGCCCGGUCCGCUACCCCAAAGAGCCUCGUGAUCAGAAACCUCUCCCCCGUUCCUGUAAGGCACAAUACUCUUCUCCCAAAUCGCCAGACGUGGGUCGCACCCAUCCAGAAGUGGAGGAGAACGCAGAGGUGGAAGUGAAGCUGUACAGCAACCCAGCAGAUGCAGAACUGGAGAACAAGCGGCCAGCAACACCCUCUACGCCAGAACAUGAACGUGAACCAGAUGUUCAUGUGCGGGCGGACUUCCACGGUGGAGCUGACAGCCUGGAUGAUGACUCCAGCUCUGACUACAUUAACAACACCUCAGAUGAAGACUACAAUGAUGGGAUGGCAGAGGAAGAUGAAGGUGUGACUUACUACAUCCGCUAUUGCCCGGAGGACGACAGUUACAUGGAGGGUAUGAAUUGCAGCAACCAGGGGGAGUGUAACCCCAGCCAGAGCCAGGGGGACGGUGUCACCCCCAUGGCGGAAGGGGGAGACCCCACUGAAGAGCGUCCGGAAGCUGUGGAAGGGUGGGUCGAGGAGGUAGAGGGGGAGGGGCCAGCAGAAGUGAGAGAGGAAGAAUGGGUGGAAGAUGAGGAGGUAGAGGGGGCAGUGAGGGAAGAGUGGAGAGAAGAGGAAGAAGGGGUGAGGCAGGAGUGGAAAGAGGGAGAUGAAGAGCCGAGGGAGGAGUGGAUAGAGGGAGAUGAGGAGCCGAGGGAGGAGUGGAUAGAGGGAGAUGAGGAGGGAGAUGAAGAGCCGAGGGAGGAGUGGAUAGAGGGAGAUGAGGAGGGAGAUGAAGAGCCGAAGGAGGAGUGGAUAGAGGGAGAUGUGGAGGGAGAGGAAGUGCCGAAGGAGGAGUGGAUUGAGGGAAAUGUGGAGGGAGACGAAGUGCCGAAGGAGGAGUGGAGAGCGGGAGAUGUGGAGGGAGAGGAAGUGCCGAGGGAGGAGUGGAGAGAAGGAGAUGAGGAGCCGAGGGAGGAAUGGAGAGAAGGAGAUGAGGAGCCCAGGGAGGAAUGGAGAGAAGGAGAUGAGGAGCCCAGGGAGGAAUGGAGAGAAGGAGAUGAGGAGCCGAGGGAGGAAUGGAGAGAGGGAGAUGAAGAUCCCAGGGAGGAGUGGAGAGAGGGAGACGAGGAGGUGAGGGAGGAGUGGAUAGAGGAAGGCCAGGUCAGGCAGGAGGCCUGGGCGGGGCGAGAGAGGCACCUGGGGGAGGAGUGGGUGGAGGGAGAGGGGGAGGUUCGCUGCGACGUGGUGGAGCAGGAUCCAGACGAGCAGAUCUACAAUGGAAGACCAGAACCCAUUUUGGACCAUCACCAUAACAACCAUCACCACCACCAGCCCCCCCUUACAGACACCCUGCAGGACAGAGAGGAAGAGGAGGAGGCAGAGAGUGAGGAGUACUGCCCUAAUGAGGAAGAAGAUGAGGAUGGUGACGAAGAGGAGAGACAUGGCAGGGCCUACACUGGAGACUACUAUGCCCCAGAGGACAAUGGGAACUCGGUGCGAGUCUCUCCGUACCGUGGCUGUAAGGUGCUGGUGGUAGAGGGGGAGACGGGGGAGGAGGCGGAGGAGGACAUUGACCAAAUAGUAGCUGAGAUCAAGAUAAGUAUGAGCAUGGGGAGUCUGAGCAGCGGCACGGACCAGAGCCCGGAGGAGCUGGCGCAGGACCCUGCCCCGAGCGACUACCCUCACCCCAAGCCUGACGCUGCCCCCUACCCACCAGCUCCCCAUCGCCAUGACAGCAGACCCAAGUCCCUGAACCUGCCCUCCAUGCACCACAACACCCCCGACCUCCAGAGGGGCAUCAAGGCACACACACGCUCCUCUGAGGACAGGCAGCGAUGGCAACAAGAGCAGAGGAAAGAGGAGACAGGGAAAAAGAAUGUGUCACUUCAAAGUGUUAGCGCCUGCACAUGUGUGAUCACCCAGACAGACCCGUGUGAUGACUGCCCCUUAUACUCACAUCACUUCUGUGACAAGCCUGUCCACACACCUGCCCAGUGGGAGGCUAUCUACCUGACGAGGAAGACCCUGCGGCACUGGCGCGGCAGGAGGGACGGCGAGCUGAUGAGAUCAAGCGUCCCCGGCAGACGGACAGAGAGGAAGCGCGAGGAGAAGACGGGAGUGAAGUUAUAG